AUGAACCCCGAAUACGAUUAUCUCUUCAAGCUCCUCCUCAUCGGAGACUCCGGUGUUGGAAAGUCUUGCUUGCUGCUCCGAUUCGCCGAUGACACCUAUACCGAAAGCUACAUCUCGACCAUCGGUGUUGAUUUCAAAAUCCGCACUAUCGAGCUCGAUGGCAAGACUGUGAAACUUCAGAUCUGGGACACUGCUGGCCAGGAACGAUUCCGUACCAUCACUUCUUCCUACUACCGUGGUGCCCACGGUAUCUGCGUUGUUUACGAUGUGACCGACAUGGACUCCUUCAACAACGUCAAGCAGUGGCUUCAGGAGAUUGACCGAUACGCCACCGAGGGUGUCAACAAGCUGCUCGUCGGUAACAAGAGCGAUAUGGAGGACAAGAAGGUCGUGGAGUACACUGUUGCAAAGGAGUUCGCCGACAGCCUUGGAAUUCCCUUCCUCGAGACCUCUGCCAAGAACGCAUCCAACGUCGAGCAGGCUUUCUUGACGAUGGCACGACAGAUCAAGGAGCGCAUGGGAACAGCCACUGUCAACAACAAGCCCACCGUGCAGGUUGGCCAGGGCCAGGGCGUCCAGUCUGGAUCCGCAGGCGGCUGCUGCUAG
This is a messenger RNA of Penicillium subrubescens, 606 nucleotides long. RefSeq names its product Rab family GTPase YPT1. Gene Ontology annotation, molecular function: GTP binding; GTPase activity. The coding region runs from base 1 to 606 and encodes 201 amino acids. NCBI's taxonomy places the organism in Eukaryota, Fungi, Ascomycota, Eurotiomycetes, Eurotiales, Aspergillaceae. The record is from RefSeq and is a predicted model, not a curated record. The transcript has 5 exons.